UAUAAGUUCUGUUAUGUGCACAUGGUUUCAUGUAUCUGGUGAAUUGUCGAAUUAGUAAAAUUUGAACGUGAAAUAUAUAAUUCAUAUGUACCUUUGUAGUGAAAGAUUUUAAUAAAACGAUAGCUUAAAGGGAACACGCAAUAAUGGGUUUGUACAAUUUCAAGAAAAUCGCGGUUGUUCCCACCGCAAAGGGCUUUAUUGAUAUAAUUUUAUCAAAAACUCAACGAAAAACUCCAACUGUUGUACACAAGAAUUAUAAAAUUGCGAGAAUACGCGCAUUUUAUAUGCGUAAAGUCAAAUUCACGCAACAAAACUUUCACGAUAGGCUGUCUCAAAUUAUACAGGAUUUUCCUAAGUUGGAUGAUGUUCAUCCAUUUUAUGCAGAUUUAAUGAAUAUCCUAUACGACAAAGAUCAUUAUAAAUUAGCUCUUGGUCAAAUAAAUAUUGCAAGACAGUUAAUCGAUAACGUAGCAAAGGAUUAUGUUCGCUUAAUGAAGUAUGGAGAUUCUUUGUAUCGAUGUAAACAAUUAAAAAAGGCUGCAUUAGGCCGUAUGGCAACAAUUAUGAAGAGACAAGCAGCGAAUUUAGCAUAUUUAGAGCAAGUUCGUCAGCACUUAGCCCGUUUACCUAGCAUAGACCCUUAUACUCGUACCAUAAUAAUAUGCGGCUUUCCAAAUGUUGGUAAAAGUAGUUUCAUUAAUAAGAUAACUCGUGCCGAUGUUGAAGUUCAACCAUAUGCAUUUACAACAAAGUCACUGUACGUUGGACAUACAGAUUAUAAAUAUCUAAGAUGGCAAGUAAUCGAUACACCUGGAAUUCUAGAUCAUCCACUAGAAGAAAGAAACGUGAUAGAAAUGCAAGCAAUAACUGCGCUAGCGCAUUUACGAGCAGCAGUACUUUACUUUUGCGAUGUAUCGGAACAAUGUGGUCAUAGCUUAGAGGAACAGAUGAAACUGUUCGAAUCAAUUAAACCAUUGUUUACCAAUAAACCUUUGAUGCUUGUGGUAAACAAAGUAGACAUCUUACGUUUGGAGGAACUUCCAGUCGAAAAACGCAAAGUUUUCGAUUCAUUGGCGGAUAAAAAUAUCCCCGUGUUGGAAAUGAGUACCAUUACAGACUUUGGAGUAAUGGACGUGAAGAUACGAGCAUGUGAACUUCUGUUAGCCUUUCGUGUCGAUCAGAAGAUAAGAACAAAGAAGGUAGAAGGACUGCUUAAUCGUUUACAUGUUGCGCAACCUAUACCGAGAGAUGAAAAAGUUCGCCCUCCUUGUAUCCCCGAGAGUGUCUUGAAAAAGAAACAAAGCAUAGAGGAAGGAUCAAAAUUGAAGCGAAAAUUGGAACGAGAAAUAGAAGAGGAAAUGGGAGACGACUACGUGCUUGAUUUGAAAAAGAAUUACGAUAUUGGGGGCGAACAAAAAUACGACGUGAUUCCGGAAAUUUGGGAAGGGCAUAAUAUCGCUGAUUAUAUCGAUCCGGAAAUAUUCGAUAAAUUAAAUCAAUUGGAGAGAGAGGAACAGCUGCGUGAAGAGGCGGGGAUGUACGAUUACAAAGUAGCCGAGCUGUCCGAGACGAUGCGAGACAUUGUACAAAUGGCUAAGCAAAUUCGAGAAAAGAAAGCUAUUAUGAAGGAUGAGGCCCGUAUACAGAAAGCUUCUACGAAGCCUGUAAUGCCACGUACAGCCGCGGUUAAACUUCGUGACAGAUCGGUAUCAAAACUAAAAGAACAAAUGGAAGAUUUGGGUAUCGAUAUGGAAGAUACCGAAAACGCACAUUUCACUAAGACAAGAGGACGUGCAAGAUCGUUGUCGCAACCAGCUAGGAAACGCAUGAGAUUGCAGUCCGAGUCUCGAUCAAGAGUGCGAAGCAGUUCGAAACCCGACCGUAACGAAAUGGGUGUGAAGGAUACGAUAAUGAAGACGAAAUUAAAGAAUAUCGCGCAUAAAGCUUUAAAGAAAAAAAUCGCUAAGAAGGGAUUGAAGGGAGAAGGAGAUCGGUUCAUCGGUACGAAAAUGCCAAAACAUUUGUUCUCGGGAAAACGAGGCGUCGGGAAAACCGACAGAAGAUAAUAAUAUUUCGAAAUGGUGGUAUUUGCAAAAAAUUGUAUCGAAUUUUUAUCAAGUCGAUACGUGUU
Molecule: messenger RNA, 2131 nt
Organism: Eufriesea mexicana
Lineage: Eukaryota; Metazoa; Arthropoda; Insecta; Hymenoptera; Apidae
Gene: Non1
Product: nucleolar GTP-binding protein 1
Exons: 8
Coding region: 144-2066 (640 amino acids)
Molecular function (GO): GTP binding
Source: RefSeq, a predicted model, not a curated record